CUUCCACAAGCCUCUCUAACUCACAGUCCUGAAGCAACACUCAGCUCGGUGCUGUGAUUUCGUCUCCAUUCUGAGGGUGCUGUGUGUACCCUGAACCAGGGAUUUCUUCCAUUCUUUAACCUGCAUCCACAUGGCCAUGCGAGGGCGGAGUCUACUCUUCAUCUUUUCCCUCCUCUUCCUCGUCCUGUCAUUAUCUGAGGCAAAAAAGAAGUCCAAGCAGCCAUCAGAUGCAGUGACUGGAGCAGAGAGUACGGCGGUAAAUCCCUUGCUGGGGUCAGGUCAACUAAGCACUAAGGAUGGGCACCGCUGCACAUGGGAGACGCUAGAGAGAGGAGCUAACAUCCUGCUCCAGGUGAGCUGCACCGCCCCAAGUGAGGAGGGGCUCGGACCUCACUACACGUGCCAGUUUGCUGGAAAACCUCAGGAAUGCUCCGUCUACAGCACUCAGUCCUCCCAGUACUGGAAACAGGUGGUGAGCAAACUGAAGAAACGAAAGAACGCUUGCGAGGGGGAGAAAGUCCUGAAAACACGCCUGUGUAAAAAAGCGCCCAGCGCAUCUCACAUGAAACUCACGGAGAGAAGUGGAGAAGAGACCACCACGCACAUGAGCAAGGAAAUGCCAGAAGAGAGCAAACGGAAAACGGAGGCACCCGCAAGGAAAGAAAAAGAAGUACAGAAAGAGAAGGAAGAGGAGGUGAACAAAGAAGAGGAUGAGGGCUUCGGAGACGUAGUGAAUGAUGGUUUCUCAGACAUGGAGCCCGCUGUGAGCUACUGCGGAGAAGGAUGGCAUUCUGUCUGCAACUUCUUUGUCAAGUUUUUUGAUGGUUAAAAAAAGAGAAACAUCUGCUAUCAAUGCUUUCUCAGACCCAGGGGACGAUAAGAAUAUUGUUGCAUGUCAAAAAUACGACAUUCAUCAUCUAGUUCGACAUCAUGGAUAAAAAAUCCUGUUGUGAAGAGGAAGACAAAUAGACAGAGAAAGUAGAUUAUGUAUAAUAUUUAACAAUCACACUAAUCACAUUAACUAUGAUCUUACACACAAUUAAUUACUUGUGUAUAUUGUAACUAAACCUGAUUUAACUUUUUGUAGAUAUGAAUAAUUGUAUUUUGUAUCCCACACAUGACCUUUUUACUCAUUAUGAAAACUGUUGUAUAUGAUUAUUGCAAAUAAUAUUCGGAACAACAACAAAAAAAAAUGUAAUGAAUUAAAUAUGUAUAUAUUUUUAAAAGCAAAAUUUUAUAGAUAUAUGACAGAAAACCAUUCCAUCAUUCAUCACUUAUAGAUCGCAGUGCUUAAUGAAAGAUUUAAAGUCCUUCAGCUCUCACACAAGAUGAAUAAAAGAUCCUUGCACUUUCA
This is a messenger RNA of Onychostoma macrolepis, 1354 nucleotides long. It is a transcript of the gene fgfbp3, whose product is annotated as fibroblast growth factor binding protein 3. Gene Ontology annotation, molecular function: growth factor binding. NCBI's taxonomy places the organism in Eukaryota, Metazoa, Chordata, Actinopteri, Cypriniformes, Cyprinidae. The transcript has 2 exons. The record is from RefSeq and is a predicted model, not a curated record. Gene Ontology annotation, biological process: cell-cell signaling. Bases 131 to 829 code for a protein of 232 amino acids.